AUGAGCCUUCUACACUUUAGCCAUGGACAUCCAUUGGUGUCCAUUGAAAGCCAUAGCCACGAAAUUGAAAAGGAGCAUUGCUCAGGAUGUGGGGAAUUCGUGUCAGGUUCGAGCUUUGGUUGUGUGGAGUGUGGAUUUUACCUAGACAAGCAGUGUGCUGAGGCACCUGCUGAGAUGAAUCACCCUUUCCAUCGCAACCACAACCUUAAUCUUCUUACAAGGAAUCCAUACGUGGGUAGAUGUAUCUGCGAUUUCUGCGGAAAAACCUGUGAGAAUUUUGUUUAUCAUUGUUCUUGCAAUUUAGACUUUCAUGCAAAAUGUGUUGAUCUACCUGCAGAAAUCAAUCACCUUUUUCACCAAGAACAUCCUCUCUUUUUACAAUUCAACAAAGAUAAACUUCAUCAUGAGCAUCCAUUCAUCUUAUUUCAAAGACAAGUAUCAUUUUGUGAUGCUUGUGGCACUUUAGGGAAUUAUGUUCCUUAUAUUUGUACUACAUGCAAUCUUGCGGUCCAUAAAAAUUGCAUUUCAGUGCCACGUAUCAUCAAAUUCUUUCGGCACCAGCACAACAUUUCCCACACAUAUUUCAUUGAACAACGUGAACAUGAAACUUGGGAAUGUAGAGUUUGCUUCGAGGAGGUGAACACUGAGCAUGGAAGUUACUUUUGUUCUAAAUGCAAUUUCAUUGUCCAUGUAAAUUGUGCAACAAAAGACCCUCUUCACUAUUAUGAGGUUGACUCAAAAGAAACGAUGGACUCAGAGGAUGUUAGAAAACAAACCGACUUUCAAAGUCAGUAUAAAAAUUGCAGCCAAAGAAUUCAUAUCCAAAUUGGCUUUCAACCUCAUGGAACAUGGCUUGACAUUGAAUUGCAAAGUGGCCUGCACAAAUGA
Messenger RNA from Gossypium arboreum, 888 nucleotides. RefSeq lists its product as uncharacterized. Bases 1 to 888 code for a protein of 295 amino acids. NCBI's taxonomy places the organism in Eukaryota, Viridiplantae, Streptophyta, Magnoliopsida, Malvales, Malvaceae. The transcript is spliced from 3 exons. The record is from RefSeq and is a predicted model, not a curated record.